AUGCCCUUAAGCUCACAUAUUUUGGCACAAACAACUCUCGUUUCUCUAUUUGGAAGCGUUUGCUUCUAUAGAUUAUAGGAAACAAUGGAAGCUGAUUGUCCGACCCGGACAACGAGCAUAACCAAACUAACUGCGGUCUCCGCCAAGCCCGUGAACCCGGGCACAACCCAUUCCCUCUCCCCGAUGGACCACUCAAUGGCCCUCCAUUCUCUUCACCUGAUUUUCUACUACCCGGAGAGCACGUUUGGCUCCCAGGACUUGGAGUUUCUGCGGGUCUCCCUGUCGGAAGUUCUCUGUAGUUACCCGCCUGUAACGGGUCGGUUGACCCGAGGGAGGGACGAGAGAUGGGAGGUGAAGUGCAACGAUGCUGGGGUGAGGCUCCUGAGCAGAAAAGUGGCUUGUACCAUCGACGAGUGGCUGAGGACCGCUGACGGGUUGGAGGAGAGUGAUCUGACUCUGUGGGAGGACCUCCCUGGGGACCCCAGCAUUUGGUCACCAUUCCGUAUCCAGAUAAAUGAAUUUGAAGGAGGCGGAAUGGCCAUUGGAGUGAGCUGCACCCAUUUACAUGCCGACUUCACCUCCCUCGCCGCACUCUUCAAGUCGUGGAGCGAAGUUCACCGCAGCAAAGCCAUUGAGCACCAGCCCAUCUUUCAGAAACCGAUUCUCACAGGUCGACCAAAACCAGAAAUUGCAAAGUCGCCCUUAAUCCAGUAUUACGAGACCAAAUCUACUGCUUCAUCUCCCUCUGUCAAGAUGGCCACUGCCACCUUCUUGUUCUCUGAUUCAGCUCUUAAGAAGGGCGUCUUGGAGUCGCAGGAUAGAUGCCCAGGGACCACCUCGUUCGACUUCCUUGCCGCCCUAUUCUGGAUUUGCAUAGAGAGGCUAAAGAACACGAAGAACUUCCCUAAGAGCUCACUUUCGGUCUGUGUGGACUCUAGAAAGUUUGUUAAGCCUCCUUUGCCUUUUAGGUACUUCGGGAAUGCAUUGCACUUUUCACAGCUGUCGCUACCCAAAGAAGAUAUGUGUUGCAGCGGGGUGGCAGAAGUUACACGCCAGAUUCACGACCAUGUCACAAACCUCCGAGAGGAGGAAUUUUGGUCUGCUUGGGAGUGGCUCAUGUUGAGGAAGUCAGGAUCGCCCUUUAGGAUGUACGGGCCUGAGCUGACAUGCGUAAACAUGGAGCAUCUGUCUGUGUACGAGAUGAUGUUUCAGGACGGGUCGAGGCCAGUGCAUGUCUCAUGUAAUAUUGGUAAUAUCGAAGGGGAGGGGCUGAUCGUCGUGAUGCCUUCGCGCGAGGGAGGGAGCUUUGCUAGGACUGUCAUGGUGGCAUUGCCAGAGGAGGAGAUGGACAAGUUGUGUGAAGACCAGGAGAUAUUACAAUUGGAGCCAAUAUUCAUUCUCAGACAAAGGAAAUAGAGGCAGGUUUUAUGACAAUUGCUUUGUUGGACGAUCUAUAAUGUUGUAUUUUAGACAUGAAUUGUUGUUCAACUGGUUCCUCUAUGGUCUAUUGCUACAUGGACAUGGAAAAUAUACAUUAUUGUAUGUCUCAUUGCAAGGAUUCUAUGAUCCUAUCAGGGGCCGAUGGCGACCAUUAGGUCUCCCGGCACAGUUGUGUCUACUUUUCAUCUCCGAUAAUACCAUUGACAGUUUCUUAUUCGCAUU
Molecule: messenger RNA, 1662 nt
Organism: Punica granatum (pomegranate)
Lineage: Eukaryota; Viridiplantae; Streptophyta; Magnoliopsida; Myrtales; Lythraceae
Source: RefSeq, a predicted model, not a curated record